Molecule: messenger RNA, 2731 nt
Organism: Etheostoma spectabile (orangethroat darter)
Lineage: Eukaryota; Metazoa; Chordata; Actinopteri; Perciformes; Percidae
Gene: tp53inp1
Product: tumor protein p53 inducible nuclear protein 1
Biological process (GO): autophagosome assembly; positive regulation of DNA-templated transcription
Cellular component (GO): autophagosome; nucleus
Source: RefSeq, a predicted model, not a curated record
CUCUCUGUCUCUCAGGGUUUGUUUUGUACUUUUUGCACUCGUCCCAGAACCCGUCGAGCGAUGUCCAGCCCGUGUCUGCUGUCCCGCAGAUGAUCCGUGACCACGCCUUUUAUUGAUGCACUACAGCACCUUUCCGACGCCGUCCCGCAGCCGUGAGCCCCGCAGCUGAUGACCAAAGUGCGCGCCGCCACGCCCCCCCGCCGUCGCCCCGAGCCACGCGCCCCCCAGCCCCUCCCUCGGCCCCACGACCCCCCCCCCCCCCCCCCGGGACAUCCAGGGAUGUUCCAGAGGUUCGCCAGCGCUCUGUUCGGAGACGACGCGGAGGCGCUGAGCGGCGGACCGGAGACGGCCGAGGAAGAGGAGGAGGAGGACGACGAUGAUGAUGAAGACUGGAUCCUGGUCAACUACCUGGCUGAUGCCUGCUCCGCUCAGCGCGGGGACGGCCGCUCCGGGUCCACCGCCGGUCCCGAGGACGAGGAAGACCUGGUGAUGGUCCCCUCCCCCAUGGCCAGCCCCGCCAUCCGCUACGCCUCCUGCAUCUCCCUCAACUCCACGGCCGACACCGACCUGGACGGCGGGGCGGAGGAAGAGGAGGAGGAAGAGGACGACGGGGACGAAGGGGAGAGCGGGUUCCUUCGUCUGGACGCCGGCUCUCUGGAGGAGAGCUGGUUCGUCACGCCGCCGCCUUGCUUCACGGGCCGCGGCAGCCAGCCCGGCCUCCUGGAGACCAGCCCCCUGGAGAACCUGCUGAUCGAGCACCCCAGCAUGUCGGUCUACGCCCACCACGGCACCCGCAGGCUGACCCUCGACACCCUGCCGCGCUCCCUGGACCUGGACCUGGGCCUGGGCUUGUUCCCUGAAGGGGGGCCCGCCGCCAGGACACCCUGCGCUGGGAAGGAGGUGGGCAGACGCACUCUGGACGGCCCUCGUCACAGGCCGGAGGCCGCGGUGGUCCAGCGUCGCUCCAGCCUCCACUCGGCCUGCUACGUGGCGGGGCUCGCCGCCCGCGCCGGCCUCCUCCAGCAGCGCGCUGGCGACGCGACCCAACGCACCCAACCGGUGUCCCGCAACGCCCUGCGCCGCCUCAACCUGCUGCGCUCGCCGAAGGCCAGCACCAAGCACCUGCACCAGCCCAGCCAGAGACACCUCAACUACUGAGGCGCUCGGAUCAUCAUCAUCAUCAUCAUCAUCAUCAUCAUCUACAUCAUCAACCUCCGUCCUCUAAGCAUUGUGGGAAACUGACAUUGGCCACUGCAAGAAAUCCACACCAGCAACAGUUCUUCAGCCAUUGGUCACGCCCCGAUCUGUUCUCACAUCUGAUUGGACGGGGAAAUAAGGAAAAGUGGCUGGUGAUUUUUUUUUUAUUUUUUUUUUUAUCAGCUCAUGUGGCCAGUGGGUGCAAAGUUUCCACUCUCUUCCUCCUUCUCUCCAUCCAUCCAUCCUUCCUCCUAUCUAUUGAUGUUGAAAAGAAAAGACGUUAUCAUCAUCAUGUGUCCCCCAACAUGUCCUCCUCCCAUCACCUUUGUUUUGUUUUACUGUCCCUCUACUGGACCAGUUUGCGUCCAAUCACAGAGAGGAAGAGCUAUCACAGUGUUGUCCUCUCUUUCUCCUUCCGUUUCUUAUUCUCCUCUCCAUCCAUCCAUCCACCCUCCUUCAUAUUGAUGUUGAUGUGGUCCCAAACAUGUCCCCAAACAUGUCCUCCUCCUAUAAUCCUUGUUUCACUGUCCCUCUACUGGACCAGUUUGCGUCCAAUCCCAGAGAGGAAGAGAUCUCACGAUGUUCUCCUCCAUUUCUAUUUCUCCUUCUUUUCUCUCUUUACUUGAUCUUCAUGGACAGCUCCAUGUGUAGAAUCAAUGCUGUAGGUCACUUUACUCAGCGGCAGGUUCGCAGCGCGGCGGGACGUGAUGUCACGGCGAUGUCACGGCGAUGUCACGGCGAUGUCACGGCGAUGUCACGGCCUCUUGGCGGCGUUGCAACUCGAUCCGAGGAUGUCAGAUCCCGAAUCACUUCGACGCCAUUUAAUCGGUGCAGCAGCGUUGUGAUAGUGUCGCCCACAGAUGGUUGUGACUGUUGCGCGCCAGUUUUUAAAAGGAAAGUUAUUAAAACCAUGAGUCAAAAAACAUUUAAAGGAAAAAAAUCCCCUCGAAUAACUCAACACUGUUGUAGUCAGCAAGCUGUGAAAGGGCUGAAACUGAGGAUUAUUAUCACUGGUUCACCGAUUAAUCGAUUAGUUGUUUGGUCUAUAAAAGGUCAGAAAAUGGUAAAAAAAAAAAAACUAGAAUAAACUACAAUUUUUUUUUUUUUUCCCCAUAAAAAAAAUGACUCAUGGAUUAUUCGCUUAAUCGUCGCAGCUCUGAUCUGUAGCUGUUUCGGUCACACUUUUAUCUCGCUUUGUUCCUACUUCCUACGUUUCCCAUGAUGCAUUUCCACACCCGGCGACGACGACGCGUUUAUUUACAACAGAAAAUCUGUUACGCACUGGGCCUGAGACGCGGCUCUUUACCAGGCAGGGAUUCUAGAUUCUGGCCAGUUGCAUGAUGGGAAAUGUAGGAUCCAGUGUUUUUGGAGUUUUUGACCCAUAGACGUGACUCAAAAUUAGGAAAUCUCUGCAUGUGAUGCUUCAGUAUCGUUCAGGCCUUGAACCCUCAUGUUACCCACGGGUCAAAUUUGACCUGAGCGCUGAAAAUGUCAAAAUUCAAAAUAUCAACACGUCAAAAAAAAAAAAAAAAAA